UCCAUCUUGUGUAAUACUUCCUUUCGUUCCUAAUUUCUUGCCUCAACCAUCAUCCAUACCUAAAUUUUCUGCUUCUACAGUUCCACCCAUCAAAUAUGGCUGGCCCUGUUUUCGGAUUCCACCCUCACAGUUUCUGCGACCCUUCUGAUCACUGUGUUGUUCCUCUCGGAACACAAAAGGCUGCGCUACCGGGAAGUGGACCCCUCGUUUUUCGCUUCAAGGUACCGCCGACUUUCAACAUCGCCAAUGUUGAAGCACCGGUGAAUGUUCAUGCACCCAGGACCACAGACGGAAAGGGAAAGGAUGUCGAUGCAAUUGCAAGCGGCAGUAGUUACAUGGCUGCGCACUCUGUUAGAAACACCGACAUUAUUCCUGUCCUUUCAACCCAAAAGCCAAAUAUCGCGGACGAGGUAGCUGUCCCUGUCAUGCCGGUUGAGAGAAAACGGCACCAGAUCAUACGCUUGAAGGUAGCCGCACCCAAGAACACCACCACUGAAGCAGCGGUGAAAAAGGACCAAGAACAGGCCAAAACGCUCAAGAGCACCGGAAGUGUGAUGAUCGGAAAGGUUGGGUCGACUGCAGUGAACAAUAAGGCAACCAGUAACAGCUCUCCAAACGGAAAAGUUGUUCAUCAAGACAGAAAGAUUGGAGAGCCGAUGAAGAGUACUCCUGAGGGACUCAAGAAUAAACCUUCGGUCGCGGAAAACAAGUUCGAAGACAAGUUUGAGGCUUCAAAGAGAAAACUUGUAGAACAAUACAAAGGAAUUCAAGAGAGCAGGAAGAAGAUCAGGGUAAUCGAACUGAAAGAUCUUCCCAAGCAGCAAGGCACUCGUUCGGAUGCUCCUGCGCCGCUAACUAAAAAACGGAUGAUGAAGACCAAAUAUAGUGGACGUUAGCGCAAUGGGACAGUAGGAACCUCCAAGGAACGCAUUAUUUUUUGAUUUGUUGUAGAGUGUCCAACAUUAGUAUAUACCAACAGUUUAUGUAAUUACUUGAAACAUAUAUAUUUUACAUGUGCAGUUUAUUUGAUGAUUUGAACUACUUUUUUACUACUGAUAAUGUUAGGAUGUAAAACUCAUAUUAUCUGAUCAUCCAAUUGCCCACUUGUAUGAUAUUAAUACCUUCCAGUGUUACCUUUCUGCAAAUCCCCUGAAGAAUGGUGUUAACAGAGCCAUGAAUCAGGUAAUGUCAUUUUUCAGUUUCAUCCAUGAAUUAUUAAGCAUCAAGUAACAUCGUUAAUUAGAUAUAUUGGAUUGAAAUUGCAAAUAUAAUUCAAUUUAAAAC
Messenger RNA from Rubroshorea leprosula, 1284 nucleotides. The record is from the annotation of a GenBank genome assembly. Lineage: Eukaryota; Viridiplantae; Streptophyta; Magnoliopsida; Malvales; Dipterocarpaceae.